AUGUCCUCCAGACCGUCCAAGAAGCGCGAUGGUGCUCCGUCCGCCAAAAUCAAGGACUCGCGCUUUGCCAGCUUUGAAACCGACCCUCGCUAUGCACUUCCCUCUAAGAAGAAGUCUAAGACGACCAUCGACAAACGGUUCUCGCGCAUGCUGAAAGAUGACGAGUUCACCGCCGUCUCCAGAGUCGACAAGUACGGGCGGAAGAUCAAGUCCGAUUCCAAGAAGAAGGCCCUGCAGAGGCUGUACCAAGACGAGGACGAUGAAGAAGACGUGGAGGUCGAAGAUGAUGAUAUUAUCCAGCGGGAGUUGGAAAAGGCCGAAGCGAACUAUGAUCCUGCAAGAGGAGGUGGUUUCUCUUCCUCCGAGUCUGACACAGACUCAGAACCUGAAUCUGCCGACGAGGAAGAUGAGGACGCACAGGAAGAGGUCGACACAGCACCCGACAUGCAGAAAUACCGAACGCAGCAAACGGAGGUGGAAACCGGAGAUGUCACAAAUCGCAUCGCUAUUGUCAAUAUUGAUUGGGACAACAUCAAGUCGGUGGACCUGAUGGCUUUGUUUAAGAGCUUUGUGCCCAUCAGUGGGCGCAUCGAGAGGGUCUCCAUAUAUCCCUCCGAAUUUGGCAAGGAGAGAAUGCAGCGCGAGGAGCUCGAGGGCCCACCCAAAGAGAUUUUUAAGAAGGGCAAGGCUGGCGGAGAAGACUCGGACGAAGACUCGGACGAUGACGAGGUCUCGGAGGCUGAAGAUGACGAGGAAGUGGACAGCGACGAAGAGGUCAAGCAGGAUCUCUUGAAAGAGGGCAACGACGAGGAUUUCGACAGCGACGCAUUACGAACGUAUCAGCUCGAUAGGCUACGGUACUACUAUGCUGUGAUGGUCUGCUCGGACAAAAAUACGGCACAGAAAAUCUAUGAGGCAACAGAUGGAUCUGAAUACCUCUCGUCCUCCAACUUCUUGGACCUGAGAUUUGUACCUGACGACGUUACGUUCGACGACGAACCCCGAGACGAAUGCGAAAAUGUUCCUGAGAACUACAAACCAGUCGAGUUCGUCACCGACGCUCUCCAGCACUCAAAGGUCAAGCUCACGUGGGACGUGGAUCCUGAGGAAGUCAAGCGAAAGGAGUCCAUCAAGAACGCUUUCAGCGGAAGUAGGGCAGACAUCGCGGAAAAUGACCUGCGAGUCUACUUGGCAAGUGAUAGCGAGGACGAAGAGGAGGAAGAGGAUGCUGCAGAGGGAACUACUGCCGCACCAAAGCUGAGCAAGAAGGAGCUUGCUCGCAAGAAGAUGCGGGAAGCUCUUGGGCUGAGUGAUGAGCCCACAGACAAGUCUUCCAACUUAGGCCCUAUGGGGGAUAUGGAGAUCACGUUCACCCCGGCACUGACAGAAGGUUCUGGUAAAAAGAAGAAUCCAGAGGAUGAGACUACUGCUGAGAAGUACAUCCGCAAGGAACGCGAGAGAAAAGCCAGGAAGAAAGAGCAGGCUGCUGCCAAGGCAGGGAACGACAACACAAAUGCUGAAGAUGAGCCACAGGAGGACCUCGGUUUUGACGACCCUUUCUUCACCAUUGAUGAGCCUAAACAAACUUCAAAAGCUCAAAUGCACAAAGAAGAACGCCGUAAGAAGCGAGAGGCCAGGGAGGCCGAGGAGAAAAAGAGCGCUGUUGAUAGGGCACAGCUGGAACUGCUCAUGGCAGACAAUCACGAUGAGGAGACAGGUCAUCUGGCUCAUUUCAAUAUGGAUGAGAUUCUGAAGGCUGAAAAGAACAAGAAAAAGAAGAAGGGCAAGAAGGGCAAGAAGGAUAAUGAGAACGCAGGAGGGCUGCAAGAGGAUUUCAAGAUGGACGUGGGUGAUGAUCGUUUCAAGGCGGUGUUCGAGGACCACGAAUUUGCCAUCGAUCCAUCCAAUCCUAAGUUCAAGGCCACGUCGGGAAUGAAGCAGCUGCUUGAGGAAGGCAGAAAGAAGCGCAAACAAGGAGGGGGUGAUGCCGCCGAUGAACCAAGGGAAAAGAAGGCCAAGAAGGCCAAAGAUGCUAGCCAAGACUUGAACAGUGUGGUCACCUCGGUCAAGAAGAAGUCUCUUGGCAAGAAGUAG
Messenger RNA from Diaporthe amygdali, 2094 nucleotides. RefSeq lists its product as uncharacterized. The transcript has a single exon. Gene Ontology annotation, cellular component: nucleus. Gene Ontology annotation, molecular function: RNA binding. The record is from RefSeq and is a predicted model, not a curated record. NCBI's taxonomy places the organism in Eukaryota, Fungi, Ascomycota, Sordariomycetes, Diaporthales, Diaporthaceae. The coding region runs from base 1 to 2094 and encodes 697 amino acids. Gene Ontology annotation, biological process: rRNA processing.